This is a messenger RNA of Brettanomyces bruxellensis, 1041 nucleotides long. RefSeq lists its product as uncharacterized. The transcript has a single exon. Gene Ontology annotation, molecular function: protein binding. Lineage: Eukaryota; Fungi; Ascomycota; Pichiomycetes; Pichiales; Pichiaceae. The coding region runs from base 1 to 1041 and encodes 346 amino acids. The record is from RefSeq and is a predicted model, not a curated record.
AUGUCCGAAAACGUGCCGGAAUUGAAACGGUUGGCAGUUUUCAAAACAAAGCUGCCGCCUUGCUGCCUAAGAAUAUACGAGAAUGUGGUUUAUAUAGGAACGUACAAACUAGUAGAAGGAGAUAACAGGUAUGGAUCAAUAGAAGUGUGGAAAUUCAACGAGCAACAGGACGAUUUUAUAAAAGUUAGAGAGUAUCCGACGAAAGGCGCCAUUCUCGAUCUCAAGUUGGACCCAUUUGAAAAAGGCAUUCUGUGCAGUUGUCAUUCACGUGGAAACCUCAUAUUUUGGAAAAUAGACGCCGAGGAUCCAACAAUGCUUACAAAAUUGCACGAUCGCCAGGUGUACGACCCGAAAAUCCUCAUCACAGCGAUCAAUUACCACAAGCAGAUACCACAUAAGAUGGUGGUAACGACAACUUCUGGUCUUUGCUCGAUUUAUGAUGAAGAAACCGACGAAUCCACGGAUUUCGCAACGUCGCACGACUUGGAGUGUUGGUAUGCCGAUUUUUGCUCCCAGCCAGGCCUCGAGCAGCUUACCAUCUCCGGCGGAGAUGACGGAAAGAUGAUUAUUCACGAUAUGCGAGAUCCAGACUCCGUUGUGUGCUCCAACGGCACAUUUCACCAGGCAGGAGUCGUUUCAGUUCUUGCAUCGUCAAAAGAUUGGCUUGCAUCCUCACCGUACACGAUAUGGACCGGCUCCUAUGACGACCACGUGCGGUCGAUCGACCUCAGGUACAUAGAGGGAGACGCCGGUUCUGUCGGUUGUGCAUACCCGAAAAUAAAGCAAAAACUAGAUCUGCACGGUGGAGUGUGGAAGCUGAUCCCAAGUCCGGCCGGAAAUUCAGACAACAGAGUGCUCACGUGCUGCAUGUACGACGGUGCACGGAUGUUGGGCUACGACGCGGACUCCGGCGCCGGUAUCACGGUCAAGAACUACUUCAAGAAAGAUCACAGCUCGAUUUGCUAUGGAGGCGACUGGAAAAACGACCUUGUGGUCACGUGCAGCUUCUAUGACAACGUUGUGCAGGCCUGGCGAUCUUAG